AUGGACAGCUCCAAAAUCAUUAACAUCAUCAUUGCUCUUUUCUUGCCACCUUUGGCCGUCUUCAUGGCACGCGGUUGGGGUCAGGACUGUAUCAUCGAUAUUAUCCUAACGAUCAUCGUGUUCUUCCCAGGUAUGUUGUACGCGUUGUACAUCGUGUUGAAGGACUAA
Lachancea fermentati is the source of this 168-nucleotide messenger RNA. The record is from the annotation of a GenBank genome assembly. NCBI's taxonomy places the organism in Eukaryota, Fungi, Ascomycota, Saccharomycetes, Saccharomycetales, Saccharomycetaceae.